CGGAAUAUCGCACAUGAACAGCAGCAGCAACAAUACAGGGCGAAACAAACGUCCAGAUUGACGCCGACGAUGAUACUUUUAGGCGUCAUGCCUAUACUUACAUUCGCACUUGGGACAUGGCAAAUUCAACGACUGAAGUGGAAAGUUAAUCUUAUCGACGAACUGGAAGAGAAACUCCAGCGUGCGCCGAUGGACCUUCCGGACUAUGUCAACCUCGACGUGCUCGACGAUUUUGCAUUCCGUAAAGUACGCGUAAAGGGACGAUUGGACCAUGCACACACAAUCCUCAUCGGUCCAAGAGUGCGAGACGGGACGAAAGGAGUCAACGUAAUAACUCCACUUAUUCGAUCGGAUGGUUCAACUAUACUCGUCGACCGAGGGUUCGUCUCUGAUGAAUACGCAAAACCGGAGCACUGGAAAUCCUCACAGAAUAAUAAUGAAGAAGUGGAGAUCAAUGGGAUGCUGCGAACGUCCCAGAAGCGAAACAGAUUCACUCCAGACAAUCAUCCUGAAAAGGGGGAAUGGUAUUGGGUCGAUGUGAAUGCACUUGCAGACUAUGCUGGGGGCGAAGCCGCAGGUGUUCAACCUGUCUUCAUAGAAGCUAUAUUUGGGCACACUGGUGACGCACAGCUAAACAUUUCACGAGGUGUUCCGGUAGGCCGUGCGCCGACCGUAGAAGUUAGGAACUCUCAUGCGGCUUAUGUCUUUACAUGGUGA
This is a messenger RNA of Fomitiporia mediterranea MF3/22, 717 nucleotides long. RefSeq lists its product as uncharacterized. NCBI's taxonomy places the organism in Eukaryota, Fungi, Basidiomycota, Agaricomycetes, Hymenochaetales, Hymenochaetaceae. Gene Ontology annotation, cellular component: membrane; mitochondrion. The coding region runs from base 70 to 717 and encodes 215 amino acids. Gene Ontology annotation, biological process: mitochondrial respiratory chain complex IV assembly. The transcript is spliced from 3 exons. The record is from RefSeq and is a predicted model, not a curated record.